Molecule: messenger RNA, 2118 nt
Organism: Teleopsis dalmanni
Lineage: Eukaryota; Metazoa; Arthropoda; Insecta; Diptera; Diopsidae
Gene: RIC-3
Exons: 11
Coding region: 250-1965 (571 amino acids)
Biological process (GO): synaptic transmission, cholinergic; protein localization to cell surface
Cellular component (GO): intracellular membrane-bounded organelle; neuronal cell body; neuron projection
Source: RefSeq, a predicted model, not a curated record
UAUUUGAUUUUUAUAUUAAAAAUCGAAAAAUGAUUAGCAAUAUAACUGUUUUAUAUAAAAAUAAAUUAAGCGUACCAUUAACAUAAACUGCGAAACAAUAUCGAAUAUUAAUAUAGAAUAAAUAACAAUUGCCUCAAAAAUAUAUACUUCAAAAGCAAAAAAAAAGUUCACGAAUAUUUAUUAGAUAAUCACUAAAUUAAGAAACGAUUAAACGACACGGCACAAAAGUCGUACAUGUAAUAAGACACGAUGCAUACAAAUACACAAGCACAACCAACAACAACAGCAUCAAGACGGGUACCAAGUCACCCGAUCUAUCUAAACGAUGCACUUAGUCCCAAAAAAACAGCUUUAAUAAUUGUAACAGUAAUUGGCUGCAUUGCGAUAUUAUGGCCCAAAGUAUUUUAUCCAAUGAUGUUUGGUGGAACAGCUAUUAAGCCGAAUAUCAAAGAUCAACGUGGACCAGGUGGAUGCUGUGAUGUCGUGCUUGACAGGGAAAAAUUUUUAAAUACAACACCUGCUGAACCAUUUGGGCCUCAGUUAUAUCGCAAGCAAAUAAAUAUAAUAACCGGCGAAGUCAAUUUUCACACAGGUUUACGACAGGAACGACCUGCUCACUUACAUCCUGAAUCGAUAUAUCAGGCGAUGCGUGAGCGUGGGCGCGCUAUUCCUGUUACGCCUACUGUACCAAUUGUCGAAAGAAAGGGAUCACCCAGCAAUCCUCCGCCGCGCAUUGUUGAAGGAAGACCUGGACCAAUUCCCGGUAUGCGGCCACCUAUGGGAGCCGGGUCAAUGCAUCAACCCCAAAAGGGUAAUAGCAUGGGCUUUAUAAUGCCUAUUUAUACAAUCGCAAUAAUUGUGUUCUUUGGUUAUACCAUUAUGAAGAUAGUUCUAAAAAAGCCUAUACCAAACGCGCCUUAUGGACCAGCACCUUCUGAUCCAAACUUUAGAAAGGAAGUAUUUGGACACGAUAACGGCAGACAUGUUGAGGAUUUGAAUGGCUCCAAAUUGGGGUGGAGAGAGCAUCAAACAAGAACUAAUCUGCACUCGCACGAUCCCAGAAGCGGUAGUGAACUUUAUCAUGCAGCUUCUAACCUGACUGCGGCAGCUUCUAAUUUGUCAUCGUCACUAAAAUAUCGUCAUUCUCAGCACCAGCAAUACUCACCACAGUAUAACCGCUUCCAACCCCAGCAUCAGCAAAUAGAACCGGCUAACACUACUGCGGGUGCUAUACCAGCUGGUUUCAAUAAGGAAUCAGAACAGCUAAUGGAAAUUGAGAAACUAAGGAAAAGGCUUGAGGAUACUGAAAAAGCAAUGGCAAGAUUAAUCGCUGAAAUGAAUUCAGAUCAAAUUGAAGCCAAGAAAUUAAACGAAAAUUCGAAUACAAAAAACGGAAACAUUUCCAAUGGGCAUACAUUAUCUGAGCAUAUUGAAGAGAAAUCAGCAACAAUGGUUAGUGACGAAAAAGUAGAAAAAUCCAAAAAUGAUGAAGCGAAUCCAACAACAGCCGAAUUACUAAAGGAUGGCAAGGAUAAUCAACAGAGAAAACGUAGAGAUGGCAGUGUUGAACGUACAGUUGCAGUACUUGGCAUGGAGUUAACAGCAAGUUGUGAGGGUGGACAAAAAUGGACUGGACGCCCUCCAACUCCUGUAUUCUUUUCACACAACGAACAUUCCAAAGAAGAUGUUGAUAUUAUGCCAGAACCGCAAUCAAUCUAUUUAGAGGGUUCAUUAGCACAUGAAUCUCAAAUUUUGGUAGCAGAUUCAGAAACUAAAACCACUGAAGUUUAUGAUGAAGAACUCAACGGCUCACCAGAAGAGCCUGCAGUUGUGCUCAGCAGCAAAAUGACAUUAUCCUUAAUUAAUUUGGAUGCACUACAAAAAAAUGAAACUAAGGAUGAUAAAAAUGAUAUUGAGAGUCCCUUAGCUGAUGAUAUUGAGAUAAUUGGUCAUGAUGAGAACUAAAUUGAUAUUAAUAGCACUUGUAUGAUAUAAAGAAUAAGUAACAAUAAUAUUUGUAGCUUAACAUGUAAUUGAGAUAUGAUUGACCCUGUCUGAUGAAAUUAAAACAAUUGAACCUCAUAAAAAACUUAACGAGUUGUAAAAUUUUUAGUGACU